Messenger RNA from Erpetoichthys calabaricus (reedfish), 1266 nucleotides. Its product is annotated as low affinity immunoglobulin gamma Fc region receptor III-A-like. The transcript has 7 exons. The coding region runs from base 1 to 1266 and encodes 421 amino acids. NCBI's taxonomy places the organism in Eukaryota, Metazoa, Chordata, Cladistia, Polypteriformes, Polypteridae. The record is from RefSeq and is a predicted model, not a curated record.
AUGUCACUUGCCCCUCCUCAUAGACGCCUUCUUCAAAGAACGUCAGUCACUUGGAGAGCCUUCAGACUUGGACUGCUGUUUGAGAAGAUCUGCACACAUCCGGCGUACGGAAUUGUAAAACUCGGAGAAGAAGGGUCACCACACAACAUGCUCCUCUGGCUGUUUUUGGCUGCUGUUCCCCAUGUAGCUGAUUUGAGUGACUGGGGAGCCGAAUACAAACCAAAGAGGAUCUGCACACUUGGAGGGUCAACUGUGAGGAUUAACUGCACAUACAAACAUCCAGCAGAUGUUAAUGUUACAAAGAAAAUGUGGUUUUUUGGUCCUAAUGAAAACGAGACAACUAAAGAUCAAAUAAUAGCAGAGUAUCCUAACAAUGGGCAGAGAGUACCCAACAGUCACAGACAGCGAGUUCAGUUCCUGACUAACAAAAAGAAGAAGACGUGUGACGUGAAGAUCAGCAACGUGAGCCAAGAGGACAGCGGCUACUACAAGUUUAGAAUCGAGGGGACAAAUCACUGGACACAAUUGCCAGGAGUCCACGUGACAGUCACAGGUCUAAAGGUUGAAACAACAGCAGAGAAAGUAAAAGAAAAUGACAGGGUGACCCUGAGGUGCACAUCAAACUGCAGUCUCACCGAGAUGACCUUCUCCUGGGUCAGAAAUGGAGAACAUUUAAAAGAAACUUCAGAGACGCUUGUAAUUCAGAAAGCCUCUUACAAGGACCACGGCAGCUACUGGUGUCAGACUGGAAACAUCACAUCACAAGCACAUCACCUGAAUGUGGAGUAUGCCCCCAUGAAUACAGAAAUCACAGGACAUCCCAUCAAUUGUAUAGUGAAAGGGACAUCGGUGACUUUAAACUGCAAAGCCUCGGCAAACCCACCCAGCAACUACACCUGGGUCAAGGAGAACAGCAGCCAUGUUAGAUCAGGAGAACAACUGCACAUCAACAUGGUAGAUGAAAAUCAUGCCGGGUCUUAUCACUGUGAAGCCACCAACAUCCAUGGGACGGCCAAGGCGGCAGCUGUCACCCUGACUGUGGUCGAUCUGAGUGAAUGGGGAGCCACUUAUGAGUCGAUGACGAUCUGCGCACUUGAGGGAUCAGCUGUGACGAUUAGCUGUACAUACAGACAUCCAGCAUGUGUUACUAUUGAAAAUGAAAUAUGGCUGUAUGGCCCGAAACAAAAUGAGACAGUUAAAGAUGAAGAAAUAACUGUGUAUCAUACAAAUGGGAGAAACACACACACAGCAGAGUCACUGCAGUGA